CCCACCGCCUUCUACCCGCGGCGGGGCCGCGCGGGCGAAGAGUCGCUGCGGAGCGGGGCUGAGCUGAGCGGCUGCCGGGACGCUGUGCCCGGCCAUGGACGGGCGGGCGGUGCUGAUCCAUGCGCUGCUGACGGCAGUGUGCUCGGCGGCAGUAGGCGGGUUCGGCCGCGACGGUCCGCACGGCGAGGCGCUUCACAAUGAGGUGCUGCUGCACGAGGGCGGCGGCGUGGCGUCGGUCCCGGCCACGGCCCCGCUGCUGGGGGGCACCGCGGAGAAGGAGAGUGGCGGAGCGGCCUCGGGGGACGCGCUGAGCGAGCUGCCGAGAGUUGCCUUCCUGUCAAAGCCUCAAGGCCCAGUUACUCCCAGGAAGAAGGGGAAUGGGAAUAAAAGAAGAAAAGGAAAAGGCUUGGGGAAGAAGAGAGACCCAUGCCUGCGGAAGUACAAGGAUUUCUGCAUUCAUGGUGAAUGCAAAUACAUCAGAGAGCUGGGUGCUCCAUCCUGCAUAUGCCAGCCAGGAUAUCACGGAGAGAGAUGCCAUGGCCUCUUGCUGCCUGUAGAGCAUCCCCCAAGCACGUAUGACCACACCACAGCGCUCGCUGUUGUUGCAGUGGUCCUGUCCUCGCUGUGCCUCAUCAUCAUCACAGCCUUGUUGAUGUUCAGGUGUCACAAAAGGGGUGUCUAUGAUGUAGAAAAUGAAGAAAAAAUAAAGCUGGGCAUCACUGUGAAUCACUGAAGAUGCCAGAUGCUGGGCUCAGCACUGAUGCAGUUCUACCUCCUGGAAGAUGCGAGCCACAGAGCCAGCACCGUCCCUGGGACCCUGCAGCACAGCGGGACAGAGCUGCUUUGGGGCUGGCCAGGCAGUGGUGCCACUGCAGGGAGCUUCGGCGACCUCCGGGUGGAGGAGGCUGGGAGCAGUGCUCUCAGGCAGGCUCUGAGCAGAGCCGGCUGUGUAGGGCUCUCCAGAGGCUUGGGGCCGCCCGCUGCAGUGCAUGCAGGGGAACAAACUGUGAAAGGCUUGGAGAGCAGGCUCGAGGCUUCCGUAGGCGCAGGAGGGGUGGGAGGGUAACAGCUAUUUAACAAGAGAAUGUUCCUUUUAAAUUAUAUAUUUAUUUUAGAUAAAUUGUACAUACUAUUUAUAUUUAUUGGAGGUCUGUCUCUGCACCCUUUGUGUAAGCCAAGAUGAUCCCUGUGUGGGUCAGACCUCCUUUAUUUUUUAAGUGCAAUGUAAUAUUCUAAUAAAUAACUUUGUAACAAACACUUGAGUUGUUGAUUUAAGAGAUGUGAGAAGGUGUCAGGUCUCCCAAGGC
This is a messenger RNA of Lagopus muta (rock ptarmigan), 1307 nucleotides long. RefSeq names its product heparin binding EGF like growth factor (gene HBEGF). Bases 95 to 733 code for a protein of 212 amino acids. The record is from RefSeq and is a predicted model, not a curated record. Gene Ontology annotation, molecular function: heparin binding. The transcript has 6 exons. Lineage: Eukaryota; Metazoa; Chordata; Aves; Galliformes; Phasianidae. Gene Ontology annotation, biological process: positive regulation of cell population proliferation; positive regulation of mitotic nuclear division; epidermal growth factor receptor signaling pathway.